AUGCGCAGCAAGCAGCAGAGCCCAGCCCAGCCCAGCCCAGCCCAUCCAGCGCAGCCCACACCAGCCAGCCCAUCCCCCCAUAUGGAUCCAAUGCCGCGACCAGGCACUCGGACGUGGUACAACGCAGGAGCACCCAGCCAGCCACCAGCCAGCCAGCCAGCCAGCCAGCCAGCCACAGAUGAAGAGGAAGGAGCCCAUUGCCCAGCUUUGAUCCCAACAGCAGUCAAGCAGAGAAGAGGAGGCACUCGGACGUGGUACAACGCAGGAGCACCCAGCCAGCCAGCCACAGAUGAAGAGGAAGGAGCCCAUUGCCCAGCUUUGAUCCCAAAAGCAGUCAAGCAGAGAAGAGGAGGGAUGCGCAGCAAGCAGCAGAGCCCAGCCCAGCCCUUCGCAGCCAAGCCCAGGAUCCAGCGCAGCCCACACCAGCCAGCCAAUCCCCCAGAGGAUCCAGUGCCGAUACCAGGCAGCCUAACAGAGAAGCACUCGGACGUGGUACAACGCAGGAGCACCCAGCCAGCCACCAGCCAACCAGCCAGCCAGCCAGCAGAUGAAGAGGAAGGAGCCCAUUGCCCAGCUUUGAUCCCAACAGCAGUCAAGCAGAGAAGAGGAGGCACUCGGACGUGGUACAACGCAGGAGCACCCAGCCAGCCAGCCAGCCAGCCAGCCAGCCAGCCAGCCACAGAUGAAGAGGAAGGAGCCCAUUGCCCAGCUUUGAUCCCAACAGCAGUCAAGCAGAGAAGAGGAGGGAUGCGCAGCAAGCAGCAGAGCCCAGCCCAGCCCUUCGCAGCCAAGCCCAGGAUCCAGCGCAGCCCACACCAGCCAGCCAAUCCCCCCAGAGGAUCCAGUGCCGAUACCAGGCACUCGGACGUGGUACAACGCAGGAGCACCCAGCCAGCCACCAGCCAACCAGCCAGCCAGCCAGCCACAGAUGAAGAGGAAGGAGCCCAUUGCCCAGCUUUGAUCCCAACAGCAGUCAAGCAGAGAAGAGGAGUUGUAUAUUUUCAGGCACUUGGACGUGGUACAACGCAGGAGCACCCAGCCAGCCACCAGCCAACCAGCCAGCCAGCCAGCCAGCCAGCCACAGAUGAAGAGGAAGGAGCCCAUUGCCCAGCUUUGAUCCCAACAGCAGUCAAGCAGAGAAGAGGAGGGAUGCGCAGCAAGCAGCAGAGCCCAGCCCAGCCCUUCGCAGCCCAGCCCAGGAUCCAGCGCAGCCCACACCAGCCAGCCCAUCCCCCCAGAGGAUCCAGUGCCGCGACCAGGCAGCCUAACAGAGAAGCACUCGGACGUGGUACAACGCAGGAGCACCCAGCCAGCCACCAGCCAACCAGCCAGCCAGCCACAGAUGAAGAGGAAGGAGCCCAUUGCCCAGCUUUGAUCCCAAAAGCAGUCAAGCAGAGAAGAGGAGGGUGCGCAGCAAGCAGCAGAGCCCAGCCCAGCCCUUCGCAGCCCAGCCCAGGAUCCAGCGCAGCCCACACCAGCCAGCCCAUCCCACCAGGAGAUCCAGCACUCGGACGUGGUACAACGCAGGAGCACCCAGCCAGCCGCCAGCCAACCAGCCAGCCAGCCACAGAUGAAGAGGAAGGAGCCCAUUGCCCAGCUUUGAUCCCAAAAGCAGUCAAGCAGAGAAGAGGAGGGUGCGCAGCAAGCAGCAGAGCCCAGCCCAGCCCUUCGCAGCCCAGCCCUGGAUCCAGCGCAGCCCACUCCAGCCAGCCCAUCUCACCAGGAGAUCCAGCACUCGGACGUGGUACAACGCAGGAGCACCCAGCCAGCCGCCAGCCAACCAGCCAGCCAGCCACAGAUGAAGAGGAAGGAGCCCAUUGCCCAGCUUUGAUCCCAAAAGCAGUCAAGCAGAGAAGAGGAGGGUGCGCAGCAAGCAGCAGAGCCCAGCCCAGCACUUUGCAGCCCAGCCCUGGAUCCAGCGCAGCCCACACCAGCCAGCCCAUCUCACCAGGAGAUCCAGCACUCGGACGUGGUACAACGCAGGAGCACCCAGCCAGCCGCCAGCCAACCAGCCAGCCAGCCACAGAUGAAGAGGAAGGAGCCCAUUGCCCAGCUUUGAUCCCAAAAGCAGUCAAGCAGAGAAGAGGAGGGUGCGCAGCAAGCAACAGAGCCCAGCCCAGCCCUUCGCAGCCCAGCCCGGAUCCAGCGCAGCCCACUCCAGCCAGCCCAUCUCACCAGGAGAUCCAGUGCCGCGACCAGGCACUCGGACGUGGUACAACGCAGGAGCACCCAGCCAGCCGCCAGCCAACCAGCCAGCCAGCCACAGAUGAAGAGGAAGGAGCCCAUUGCCCAGCUUUGAUCCCAAAAGCAGUCAAGCAGAGAAGAGGAGGGUGCGCAGCAAGCAGCAGAGCCCAGCCCAGCCCUUCGCAGCCCAGCCCUGGAUCCAGCGCAGCCCACUCCAGCCAGCCCAUCUCACCAGGAGAUCCAGUGCCGCGACCAGGCAGCCUAACAGAGAAGCACUCGGACGUGGUACAACGCAGGAGCACCCAGCCAGCCGCCGGCCAGCCAACCAGCCAGCCAGCCACAGAUGAAGAGGAAGGAGCCCAUUGCCCAGCUUUGAUCCCAAAAGCAGUCAAGCAGAGAAGAGGAGGGUGCGCAGCAAGCAGCAGAGCCCAGCCCAGCCCUUCGCAGCCCAGCCCUGGAUCCAGCGCAGCCCACUCCAGCCAGCCCAUCUCACCAGGAGAUCCAGCACUCGGACGUGGUACAACGCAGGAGCACCCAGCCAGCCGCCAGCCAACCAGCCAGCCAGCCACAGAUGAAGAGGAAGGAGCCCAUUGCCCAGCUUUGAUCCCAAAAGCAGUCAAGCAGAGAAGAGGAGGGUGCGCAGCAAGCAGCAGAGCCCAGCCCAGCCCUUCGCAGCCCAGCCCUGGAUCCAGCGCAGCCCACUCCAGCCAGCCCAUCUCACCAGGAGAUCCAGCACUCGGACGUGGUACAACGCAGGAGCACCCAGCCAGCCGCCAGCCAACCAGCCAGCCAGCCACAGAUGAAGAGGAAGGAGCCCAUUGCCCAGCUUUGAUCCCAAAAGCAGUCAAGCAGAGAAGAGGAGGGUGCGCAGCAAGCAGCAGAGCCCAGCCCAGCCCUUCGCAGCCCAGCCCUGGAUCCAGCGCAGCCCACUCCAGCCAGCCCAUCUCACCAGGAGAUCCAGCACUCGGACGUGGUACAACGCAGGAGCACCCAGCCAGCCGCCAGCCAACCAGCCAGCCAGCCACAGAUGAAGAGGAAGGAGCCCCAGCCCCAAAAGCAGUCAAGCAGAGAAGAGGAGGGUGCACAGCAAGCAACAGAGCCCAGCCCAGCCCUUCGCAGCCCAGCCCGGAUCCAGCGCAGCCCACUCCAGCCAGCCCAUCUCACCAGGAGAUCCAGUGCCGCGACCAGGCACUCGGACGUGGUACAACGCAGGAGCACCCAGCCAGCCGCCAGCCAACCAGCCAGCCAGCCACAGAUGAAGAGGAAGGAGCCCAUUGCCCAGCUUUGAUCCCAAAAGCAGUCAAGCAGAGAAGAGGAGGGUGCGCAGCAAGCAGCAGAGCCCAGCCCAGCCCUUCGCAGCCCAGCCCUGGAUCCAGCGCAGCCCACUCCAGCCAGCCCAUCUCACCAGGAGAUCCAGCACUCGGACGUGGUACAACGCAGGAGCACCCAGCCAGCCGCCAACCAACCAGCCAGCCAGCCCAAGAUGAAGAGGAAGGAGCCCAUUGCCCAGCUUUGAUCCCAAAAGCAGUCAAGCAGAGAAGAGGAGGGUGCGCAGCAAGCAGCAGAGCCCAGCCCAGCCCUUCGCAGCCCAGCCCUGGAUCCAGCGCAGCCCACUCCAGCCAGCCCAUCUCACCAGGAGAUCCAGCACUCGGACGUGGUACAACGCAGGAGCACCCAGCCAGCCGCCAGCCAACCAGCCAGCCAGCCACAGAUGAAGAGGAAGGAGCCCAUUGCCCAGCUUUGAUCCCAAAAGCAGUCAAGCAGAGAAGAGGAGGGUGCGCAGCAAGCAGCAGAGCCCAGCCCAGCACUUUGCAGCCCAGCCCGGAUCCAGCGCAGCCCACACCAGCCAGCCCAGCCCACCAGGAGAUCCAGUGCCGCGACCAGGCACUGGGACGUGGUACAACGCAGGAGCACCCAGCCAGCCGCCAGCCAACCAGCCAGCCACAGAUGAAAAGGAAGGAGAACAUUGCCCAGCUUUGUCUAGCGGCUUACAUUUGCCAAGGUGGAACGUCGACCCAUUGA
Messenger RNA from Saccostrea cuccullata (small rock oyster), 4206 nucleotides. RefSeq names its product nascent polypeptide-associated complex subunit alpha, muscle-specific form-like. Bases 1 to 4206 code for a protein of 1401 amino acids. The transcript has 36 exons. The record is from RefSeq and is a predicted model, not a curated record. NCBI's taxonomy places the organism in Eukaryota, Metazoa, Mollusca, Bivalvia, Ostreida, Ostreidae.